This is a messenger RNA of Candidozyma auris, 513 nucleotides long. RefSeq lists its product as uncharacterized. The coding region runs from base 1 to 513 and encodes 170 amino acids. The transcript has a single exon. Lineage: Eukaryota; Fungi; Ascomycota; Pichiomycetes; Serinales; Metschnikowiaceae. The record is from RefSeq and is a predicted model, not a curated record.
AUGCUUAGAACUACACUCGUUUCAACUUUGUCCCUUCUUACAUUGUGGGGUUCAGUCAAAGCGGCUGAUACAACUGUCACGAGCACAACUACCUACGAUGUUAUUGCAAGAAUUCCAGUGACUGAGUAUGUCUGGACGAACUCUGCAGGUUCCCUCACAUCCACUCAGAUCACCGGUACUGCCACUUACGUUCCAGCUUACGAAACUGAUUUGUCUUCCACUGUGACAAGUUCAACUGAGCCACCUCAAGUCACAUCUAGCGUCCCACAUGAAGAGUCAGCCUCCUUCUCCUCCGCUCAGAUUGAUUCUUCUCUUUCUGUGGCAUCUGUUACUGACCUGUCUACUGCUCCAUCUGUGACUAGUGGCCCUGUGGUGUCCCAAUCUCCAAUCCCAUCUGGUCAUUACUUCUCCACAGGAUCUUCUACUCUCACAACUACUUUGAAAGAUGGAAGCUCUGCUGUUAUUGAGUAUGCCAUUUUGUACACCAACGUGUGCACAGCAUCCGACUACUAG